Metopolophium dirhodum (rose-grain aphid) is the source of this 1728-nucleotide messenger RNA. RefSeq lists its product as uncharacterized. Bases 456 to 1205 code for a protein of 249 amino acids. The transcript has 6 exons. The record is from RefSeq and is a predicted model, not a curated record. NCBI's taxonomy places the organism in Eukaryota, Metazoa, Arthropoda, Insecta, Hemiptera, Aphididae.
AGCACGCACGACUUACCUAAGUAUUAAAUAAUAAAUAUUAAAUAUUGUGUAUCAGUUUUCGUAUAACCAUGUGAUUAUCUGUGAAGUACGUUUAUUAUUUUUUUUGAUUCAAUAUUUUAAUUACUUAAUUUAUGCAAUGUAGGUAUUGACUACUUAGUAGUUAGUACCUUCAGUCUACACUAUAAUAGAAGAUUUCUUAAUCCCGUUUUUGAAAUAAUAAAUUGUCAUUUGUCAAAUGUCUAAUGAUGUGUGAACAACAAUCCACCAGUGAAGUAGUGAAUAUAAGAACUGCCGAUAAUAAACCAAGAUGGUCAUAUAUUAGUCAAUAUUUUGAACAACUCACAGAUACAUCUACCAAAAACUUGAUUUUUAAGUGUCUUCCUUGUGGCCCUAAAGAGAAACGAAUUUCCACAUAAAAUACUUCAAACUCAAAUUUGAGAACUCAUAUUAAAACUAUGCAUUCAAAAGAAUUGAACAACUUUAAUGAUUGUGCAAAAAAAAGAUCAUCAAAGACAAACAUUGUUGAAUCUAAUAAACAAUUAAAUCUGUGUGAAGUGGAUAAAAUACCAGUUAGAAAACUAAUUGAUGGUGAAUUUAACGAUGCCAAUUUACAACUGAUAAUUGAUACAGUAUCUCCAUUUUCCUUAAUCGAGCACCCUGCUUUUAUAACAUACUGCAAAUUAACUUCAAACAAGAUUCCUGUUUCAAGACGAGUAUUAGUUCUUAGGAUUGAAACUUUGUAUGGUAAAAUGAUGAAAGAAAUGAUAACUGAUUUUGAAAAGAUCAAGUAUGUAUGCUUAACUUAUGAUUGUUGGAGUAUAUUUCAUAGAUCAUAUAUUGGUUUCACUAUCCAUUGGCAUAAUCCCGAAACACUUGAAAGUUAUUCUAAAGGUCUUGCUUGUAGGUGUAUUUUUGGACGACAUACAUUUGAUAACUUGGCAGAAUGUAUAGAUAAAGUAAUCAAUGAGUUUGAGCUUAAAAACAAAGUCACUUUAAUAGUUACAGAUAAUGCUGCUAAUUUUGUUAAAGCUUUUAGAUGUGCAGCCCAUACACUUAACUUGAUUGUUACUGUUGAUGCUAAUGAUGCUGAAAAAGAUGCAGCAUAUAAAGCAAUAAGUAAAAAAGUAUUUUCAAAGUGUCAAGCUAUAUUCAAUAAACAAAACCAGUCAGUAUUAAGUUCUGAAAAAAUUAAAGAUCACCUUUAACGUUAUAUUAUUACUCCUAAUGCCACUAGGUGGAAUUCCUUUUAUGAUGCUAUGAAAUGUAUAAUGACCUAUAUUGAUAAGAUAAAUAUACUUUGCAUUGACUUAAAGUUGCCAUCUAUAUCAUCACCUCGUGAAGUUUCAUUUUUGAAGGAAUAUUGUGAUGUAUAUUAAUUUUUUACAAAUUGUCUAAGUUUUAAAAUGGUUAUACAUUCCUUCCCAAUAUAAGCUAACACAUAAUAUUAUGAUGAUCCAUUCUAUUAAAUACAUUAUUAAUAUAAAAUAUUAUAGUUUAAUUGUAGGGCUUUAACUUGACAGUUUACACUUAUACAUAGUUUGAAGUUCUUUACAUUUUAAAAGAAUUAUUUAUUUUUUUACAUUUUAUACUUAUUGUAAUGUUUUUUUUAUGUAUAAUGAGAAAUAGCCUAAACUUUUUAUUUUUUUAAUAUUAUAAUCCGAUGCAGAAUACUUUUCUUCCAGUGUAGUUAUAUAAUAUAAAACUAGUUAUAACCAAGCAAUUUAAGAU